AUGGGCUCCGUCUCGCACCCUAAGUCGGUCCAAGGGAUCAAGAUUGCUAUCGACCGAGGUGGCACAUUCACGGACAUUUGGGCAACUGCACCAGGCCAACCAGACCUGGUCUUCAAGCUCCUGUCUGUCGACCCAGGCAACUACGAUGAUGCACCUGUGGAAGGUAUACGGAGAGUCAUAUGUGCAUACACGGGAGCUGAAAUUCCCAGGCAUAUGCCAUUGCCUAAAGGCUCGAUUGAGAGCAUCCGCAUGGGAACUACGGUUGCUACCAACGCACUGCUGGAGAGAAAGGGAACGAAACAUGCUUUUCUUGUGACCAAAGGUUUCAAGGACCUUCUAUCAAUUGGCUACCAAUCACGACCUCGACUCUUCGAUCUCAACAUUGUGAAGCCAGACGUGCUUUACUCUGAUGUCUGCGAAGUCGAGGAGCGUGUUACCAUUGAAGCCUUUGAUGAAGACGUUGAUGGGCUGUUCAAUGCGACGGAGGAGGUCUCAGGAGUAUUGGAGCGCGGUCUCAAUGGCCAAUUGAUCCGUAUCCUGCAAUCACUCGAUGAAGAGAAGCUUCUCCAGCAGCUUGAGCAGCUUCGAUCCAAGGGUUUUGACACAGUCGCGAUCUGUUUUGCUCAUUCCUACGUUUUUCCCAAACACGAGACGAGGGCCAGGGAGCUGGCCGUGCAAGCAGGAUUCAAGCAUGUCUCACUCUCCUCUGAGGUCGCUGCUAGCAUGAUUAAGAUGGUGCCCCGUGGCAGUUCAGCUUCUGCAGACGCCUACCUGACUCCAGAAAUCAAAAGAUAUCUAGAAGGUUUUAAGAAAGGUUUCGAAGGCGCCCAUCUAGAUGACGUGAAAUGCGAGUUCAUGCAGUCAGAUGGAGGACUCGUGAGGCACGAUCACUUCAAUGGUCUGAAGGGUAUAUUGAGUGGUCCAGCAGGCGGCGUGGUGGGUUAUGCAAGAACAUCGUUCGAUCCAGAGACGAAAACGCCAGUGAUAGGCUUCGAUAUGGGAGGAACGAGUACAGAUGUGUCCCGAUUCGGUGGCACUUUUGAACAUGUCUUUGAGACAACCACUUCUGGUGUAACAAUUCAAAGCCCCCAGCUUGACAUCAACACAGUAGCAGCAGGUGGUGGUUCGAUCCUGACUUGGAGAAAUGGGUUGUUCACUGUUGGACCUGAGAGUGCAUCGUCGCAUCCUGGGCCCGCAUGCUACCGCAAAGCCGGCCCACUAACCGUCACAGACGCCAAUCUCUUCGUGGGCCGUCUUGUACCUGAAUCUUUCCCGUCUAUUUUCGGCCCGAAAGAAAACCAGCCCUUGGACGAAGAUAUUGUCCGGACCAAAUUCGACGAGCUCACAAAAAGCAUUAACUCCGAGACAGGAGGUUUCUUGACGCCCCAACAGGUUGCCUGUGGCUUUCUUGAUGUUGCCAAUGAGGCUAUGUGCCGACCUAUCCGUGCACUCACUGAGGCAAAGGGCCAUUCUUUGGCAUCCCACAACCUCGGCGUCUUUGGGGGUGCAGGCGGUCAACAUGCAUGCGAUUUAGCAUCCAAACUUGGAAUCCAAACCAUCAUCAUCCACCGCUAUUCUAGCAUUCUGUCAGCGUACGGCAUGGCUUUGGCGGAUGUCGUACAAGAAGCACAGAAGCCGCAUAGCCAGACAUUCACUGACGAUUGUCGGGCUGGUUUGAGCGAAAUAUUUGCCGGCCUGCAGGAUCAAGUCGAGACAAAAAUCAUCGCCCAAGGAAUACCUAAGGGUCAGGUUAGGUUCGAAUAUUUCUUGAAUAUGCGGUAUAAGGGUACCGAGACCGCCAUGAUGAUAAUGGAGACCGCAGAGACUGGUUUCAAGGCCGGCUUCCUCAAGCGACACCUGCAGGAAUUCAACUUCGUCUUCCCAGACGAUCGUCCCAUUCUGAUCGAUGAUAUCCGCGUCAGGGGCAUUGGUGAGACCAAGGGGACGACUCCAGAUGCCGAGCAGCUUUCGCGUGAGCUUCGUAGCCUGAAAUUUGGAAGUGUUGCCGGCAAAUCCGUGAAUCUGCGAACAGUGUACUUCCAGGGCCAGGGAGCUCAAGAAUCUCCCGUACACGUUUUGCAAGAUCUCACACCCGGAGAUGUCAUCAAAGGUCCCGCAAUCAUUCUAGAUGAGACGCAGACCUUGGUGAUUGCCCCUGGUGCGGAAGCAAAAAUAUUGACCUCACAUGUAGUUAUCGAUGUUUCAACUGUUGCAAAGGCCGAAGUCUCUGACCAGAAGGUCGACCCAGCCACGUUGAGUACAUUCGGGCAUCGCUUCAUGAGUAUCGCGGAGCAAAUGGGCAGGGCACUGCAAAACACAUCAGUGUCGCUGAAUAUCAAAGAACGACUGGAUUUCUCAUGUGCGAUCUUUGGACCAGAUGCGGGACUUGUGGCCAACGCACCACACGUCCCUGUCCAUCUCGGCUCCAUGAGCUACGCAGUCCGAUAUCAGCACGAGAUCAACAAAGGAAAGCUAAUCCCAGGUGACGUGUUGGUUUCCAAUCAUCCGGAAUCAGGUGGGACUCACUUGCCCGAUAUCACCGUCAUCACUCCCGUGUUCGACCAGGUAGGCAAGGAAGUGGCUUUCUAUGUCGCCUCACGGGGCCAUCACACCGACAUCGGUGGUCUGGGGGGCACUUCCAUGCCACCAAACUCCACAGAGCUGUGGCAGGAAGGCGCAGCGAUUCGAUCGUUCCGACUCAUCCAUAAUGGUUACUUUGAUGAAGCCGGCAUUUCGGAGAUCCUUCUUGAGCCUGGGAAAUAUCCAGGUUGCAGUGGUAGUCGCUCUCUCCCUGCGAAUAUCUCAGAUUUGAAGGCACAAGUCGCUGCCAACAACAAGGGUGCGAAUUUAGUCAAGGCAUUGAUGGAUGAACUGUCACAAGAAGUGGUUCAGCUGUACAUGUCGGCAAUCCAAGACAACGCUGCCAUCGCAGUACGAUCAUUAUUACAAGAGACGCUAAAACAAAGAGGCCCCUACCUAUACGCAGAAGAUUCUAUGGACAACGGGUCCACUGUCAAGCUGAAGGUAGAGAUACAGCCCACCGGUGAUGCAACUUUCGACUUUACCGGAUCAUCUUGCGAACUUUUGGGUAACAUGAAUGCACCACCAGCAAUCACUCAUUCAGCAGUCCUAUAUUGCCUACGUCUCCUAAUUGGAGCAGAAAUUCCAAUGAACCAAGGUUGCUUGGCUCCAGCGACCAUUAUUCUUCCCAAAGGAUCCUUCCUCAAUCCAUCAGCCGGCGCAGCAGUCUGUGCUGGCAAUACACAAACGUCUCAACGUGUCUGUGACGUGAUUAUGAAGGCUUUCGAGGUCGCAGGAGCCAGUCAAGGCUGUAUGAAUUGCUUAGGAUUCUUCGGGAAAGGUGGGAAAGAUAGAGAAGGGAAGCCUUUGACCGGGUUUGCAUAUGCCUUUGGAGAGACAAUUUGUGGAGGCUCGGGAGCAACAGCCACUGCCAAUGGGGCGAGCGCAGUGCAUACUGGAAUGACGAACACCAGAAUAACAGACUGUGAAUUGCUGGAAAAGAGAUACCCAGUCGUUCUCCGGGAGUUUGCGAUCCGUGAAGGGAGCGGUGGGAGAGGAGGACACUCUGGUGGCAAUGGUGCUAUUCGCGACAUAGAGUGCAGAGCCCCACUGACAUUCAGUGUCAUCACGGAGAGAAGAGUGACCAAGCCGUACGGAAUGUGUGGAGGCGAGGAUGGCGACCGUGGGGCCAAUUACUGGGUCAAGAGAACGCAUGACGGAGGGGAAAGAUGGGUUAAUCUUGGCCCCAAGAACAUGGUGGAGAUGGACACAGGAGACCGUUGUAUUAUUCACACACCAGGUGGCGGUGGCUUUGGCUCACUAGGAGCUGUGCUCAGUAAGGCCAACCCGGCCAAAACCCAGUGGCCUCGAGCAGUUGGGAGUGUCUCGGCAUAUGCAACAGCUCAAACCGAGUCCGCAUAG
Messenger RNA from Exophiala bonariae, 3942 nucleotides. RefSeq lists its product as uncharacterized. Gene Ontology annotation, cellular component: cytosol. Gene Ontology annotation, molecular function: 5-oxoprolinase (ATP-hydrolyzing) activity. The coding region runs from base 1 to 3942 and encodes 1313 amino acids. Lineage: Eukaryota; Fungi; Ascomycota; Eurotiomycetes; Chaetothyriales; Herpotrichiellaceae. Gene Ontology annotation, biological process: glutathione metabolic process. The record is from RefSeq and is a predicted model, not a curated record. The transcript is spliced from 6 exons.